AUGUGCCAGAGAUGGCGACAAUGGCCACUUGUAAGCCUGAGCUGACGACUGUUCCUCUGGAGCUGCCAGCUGAGGGCGGUACAAUGUUCUUCCCCACCUGUGUCAGGCUGGAGCAGUGUGGUGGAUGUUGUUAUGGUCCUCUCCUCACCUGCCGUCCCAGCAUCACUAAGGCUGUCAAGUUUAGGGUGGUGAAGACGACGGUGGCUGCCUCAGGCACGACAAGGCGUCGAGGAAAUCGUCGUCGUCGUCAGAACGAAGUGAGCUACCACACAGUGGAAGUCAUCAAACAUGUGGAAUGUGCUUGUGCCUGUAAGGUGCAGGAGGAGCACUGUAACUCUGACAUCCAUAAUUACUACGAGAACGAGUGUUCCUGUGUCUGCAAGAACAGUGACGAGAAGAGCAAAUGUGAGGAGCAGAACAUGACUAAGUAUUGGGACAACGAUACUUGCAACUGCUACUGUCGUAACCCUGAAGACUGCAGCAGCGGCGAGUACUUCUCCUCAGUUACUUGCAAAUGUGAGGCUAUAAUGGCAAGAAGCGGGUUCAAGUCUGCUGCAAACACUGAAGAAGGUCUGCAAUGGCCAGCGUUCACCAACAACCUGCCGCCUCACCGACGCCGCAAGCCAAUCCAAGUUCCACUCAUCUAAAUUAUUUCUUAUUACUACUACACCUGCCACCACCACCUACACAAGAUUCACUACACCUG
Molecule: messenger RNA, 706 nt
Organism: Cherax quadricarinatus
Lineage: Eukaryota; Metazoa; Arthropoda; Malacostraca; Decapoda; Parastacidae
Source: RefSeq, a predicted model, not a curated record